Messenger RNA from Myripristis murdjan (pinecone soldierfish), 3369 nucleotides. It is a transcript of the gene cnp, whose product is annotated as 2'',3''-cyclic nucleotide 3'' phosphodiesterase. The transcript is spliced from 4 exons. The record is from RefSeq and is a predicted model, not a curated record. Bases 149 to 2401 code for a protein of 750 amino acids. NCBI's taxonomy places the organism in Eukaryota, Metazoa, Chordata, Actinopteri, Holocentriformes, Holocentridae. Gene Ontology annotation, cellular component: cytoplasm; membrane. Gene Ontology annotation, molecular function: 2',3'-cyclic-nucleotide 3'-phosphodiesterase activity. Gene Ontology annotation, biological process: cyclic nucleotide catabolic process.
AUCCUUCUUGAAGAGUGAGGCGGGUGCACGUCGUGCCCAGGACUGCCCUGUCAUUGUUUAGAGAAACGCGUGGUCAGCGGCACCACAGACAGCUUUACUGCAGCGCAUUGGUACAUGGUGGGGUCCACAGUCAGACAUUAACCCAGACAUGGAUACUGAGAUGAGCAGUGACGUUUUAAAUGCUGCGUCAGAUACUCCAGAGCAACAGGAGACUGGAAUGGAAAAAGUGGUUGUGUCCAAAUUGGAGACACCAGAGGAGUCCACAGAGCCCGAGAAGCCACCAACCACUGUUGAAGAGACGGAGCAGUUGGCAGUGAAUGGUCAUGAUGCAGAGCAGUCACUCACAAAUGUCAAAGAAACAGAUGAAUUGAUGGAGACAGAGAUUGUGACAGAAUCCGUGAAGCUGUCUGAAGAAACACCAGAGGUGGAGGUGAAGGACAGCUUGUCAAAUGAAAUGUCUGAACAAGAGGAAUUCUCAGGGAAGUCUCCUGAAAAGGAACAGGAAUCUGAGGAGAGAGAAUCGCUGUUUGGUGCAGGGGAAAAACAUCCAGAACCAGUUGGAUCACCAGAAAAGAUCUCUGACCCAGUUACAGCAUUAAACACAGAACUAGGAAACAUCCAGCUUGAACAGCAGCCAGUGCCAGAGAACGCCCCAGAACCUAUGCCACAGCACGAGCCUCUGGCAGACAGUGCCCCUGAACCAGAGCCAGAGAAAUUGGUAGAAUCAGUCUCAGACGCUGAAUUACCAGAGCAAACAUUACCUGAACCAGUCAUACUGCAGCAGCCAGUAGACGUACACCCACCCAGCCAAGCAGAAACGGCACCAGAGCAAGUGGAGGCUGGGGAACAGCUGCAGACUGCAAUGGAUGUUCAGGCAGAAGUUGUCAAAGAGGUGGUGGAAGAAAAAGUUGUGGUGAUCAAGUCUGCAGAGGAGAUGGAGGCAGAAAAACCAGCAGAGGCAGAAUUGGAGAGAGCCACAGGCACAGAGGUGGUGAUGGAGGUGGCAGCAGAAAAGCAGCAAGAGCCUGUGGAAGUGAAGGAGGAGGAGAAACCAGCUGAAACUGGAAAUAUAAAACCUGCUGAGGAUGUGAAGGAAGUGGAACCAGAGAAACCAGCUGAGGAUGCUGCUGCGAAGGGAGCUGAGCCUGCAGCAGAGGGUGAAGGCGAUAAGCCUGAGCAGGAGAAGGCUGAAGAGGAGAAACUCCCCGCACCUGGCUCCCUAUCUUUUGCUCUUUUGGAAGUGGAGCAUACCAAAGCCACCCUUCAAACCUCUCGUACCCUUGUUGUCCUCAGAGGUCUUCCAGGCAGUGGCAAAAGCGUCCUAGCACGUGCCAUAGCUGAUUCCUACAAAGACAUCUGCUCUGUCUUCUGUGCUGAUGACCAUGGAAUAAAACCAGAGAAUCCAGAAGCAUCUGCAGAUGGAUACAAGGCUCUGGAUGAUGCCGUGGUGGCCAUCUGCAGUGCAGGUACAUCAGCCUCUGUGCUGGUAGUGGUGGAUGACACCAACCACACCCAGGAUCGGCUGGCCCGCCUGGGGGAGAUUGCAAAGCAGUACCAUCUUGUUGCGGUUUUCUUGGAGCCCCGUACUGAGUGGAACAGAGAUCUGUCUCAGCUUGCCAAGAGGACCAGACGAGGGCUGAAGGAGGCCCAAAUUCAGGCCAUGAAAGGUCUACAUGAGGAAAUGUCCAUCCCUCUUUACUUUGGCUGGUUUCUUCUCCCCACCAUCCAAGAGAAGGUCAGGUGCACAUCCAUGGACUUCCUGAAAACACUUGACACUUUGGAGGCUUUCAAGAAGCACAUGACUGACUUUGCUGGAGGAGCUGAGAAGGAGGUGGACCUGGAGCAGUAUUUCAAGGCCAAAGGAAACCUCCACUGCACUACCAAAUUUUGUGACUAUGGCAGGGCACAAGGUGCCAAGGAGUAUGCAGAGAAACCAGUUGUUAAUGAGCUGUAUGGUUCUGCAUUCGAGCUGUCACUGACUGCUCUCUUUGUCACGCCUCGCACUGUUGGUGCCAGAGUGUCCCUCUCUGAGGAGCAGCUCGUGCUGUGGCCAGCUGAUGCAGAGAAAGAGGCAGAAGCUGCGGUCCCUGGAGCUGCCUCACUGGCUCUGGGCAGCCGCGCCCACGUCACUCUGGGCUGCGCAGAGGGUGUGCAGCCAGUUCAAACAGGUCUGGAUCUGCUUGAAAUCCUGGUCCUGCAGCAGGAAGGCCAGCAGGGGGAGCUGGUGGAGGAGAUGGAGCUGGGCACCCUGGCCUAUUACGGCAAGGGAAGGUGGUUGCUGAGUCUGAGGGAGCCCAUCUGUGUCCCAGCCUGCUUCUCUAGUGGCUACAGGUCCAGGAAGCCUGACCAGACCAAAAAAGAGGCUGAGAAGAAAAAGAAGCAAAAGUGCACCAUUCUGUAAAUGGCAAAUAUGGGGAAUUGUGGCCUGGGAUGACUGGUGUAAUAAGAUUUAGGUUUACUCUGUGGAAGGUUUGUGUGUUUGUGCUGUGUUUAGGGUUUCUGGUAUAGCCACCCUAAAUCCACAAGCUUUGUGCCUUUUACUGUUGAUUUGCACCACAACCCAAGAUGCCUUCAAUCCAGUUAGGUCAAGCUUGUUCAGUAUGUUGUCACGCAUAUCAGUGCCAGAGUUGCAGUACCUUGCUAUUUGCUGAGAAGAAGUCUUGUUAGAUCCAAUUUUAGAUCAAGGUAGUACAGCUCCCUACCCCACACUGCCAUAAUUCUUGUCUGAAACUUUAGGCUUCCUAUUCUAUAACUGUUAGUAAGUGUAAUUCAGUAUUUCAGAGUGAAUGAUACACUAGGUAUUUUCAUUGCAUGCAUCCCAGGUUUACAAGUACAUCAAUUAUAUCAUAUUAACACAUUUCCAACCUGCUAAAAGUAGCCUGUUUGAAAGACAUAUUAAUGUCAGUUUCCUGUGGUUUAGUUGUAUGGGCAGCUGUCAUUUCUGUGCAACUGUGUGUGGCUUAGAAAAAUAAGUAUGAUAGAAUGUGGGCCCAAUUCAUGCCUGAUGAGGUUGUAUUAGAAUGAAUGUCAUUUAUAGAGGUCCUUCCUUGUAAAAUCCUUGCACUGUGCAUAAUUUGAAAGGGAGAAUGCUGAUGAAUUUGGCAUUUGUUUCAUUAGCUUGCACAUGGUACUUAUCAAAUGCUGUGAAUCCAAGUCCACAUUUUGCAAUCUUUUUUCUACUGCGCAAGACUGCACCAUUGUCCCUUUCAUUCUCUUUGAACAGCACUUCCUCAUGUUAUAUUUUCAAUUUGUAUCCACUUUCAACGACGGUAAUUUUUGUAGGACAAGUCCUGCUUUGUGUAGCUCUUAUGAAUCACUAUUUUUGCACUUGUUUUGUACACUUAAUAAAAGAACAUGCUUUGCUCCAAA